Messenger RNA from Dermatophagoides farinae (American house dust mite), 1454 nucleotides. Lineage: Eukaryota; Metazoa; Arthropoda; Arachnida; Sarcoptiformes; Pyroglyphidae. The record is from RefSeq and is a predicted model, not a curated record.
AUAAUCAUCGUAUCAAUCAUCGAUUAUUAAUUCCUGAAUCAGAAUCAAAUUAUGUAAAUCUGGAAUCAAAAAUGAUGCCAUUAUCGACAUCUGGUGGUCAAUAUUUGAACAUUAUUAAUAAUAAUUCAGAUUAUGUAAAUUUAAUAAUGCCAAGAAAUUCAUUAUCAUCAUCAUCAUCAUCUGCGGCAGCAGCGAAUAUUCAAUCGCAAAAUCAUAUUUAUCAGAAUUCACAGAAUUUACUUUCAUCAAUAAAACAGGUAACAACAUCAAUAUCACCACCAAUGAGACGAUCGCAACCACCAAAAACAUGGUAUGAAACGGAUUUAGAUUUUCAUCAUCAUCAAAUGAAAUUUUCAAAACCGCAACAACAACAACAACAAUCAUCAUCAUCAUCAAUUUAUAAACCAAUCAUAAGGCCAUCAAAUGAUCUAGUCUUUAAUAAUUUUAUCAAAAAUGAAAAUUGUGAUGAUGAAAAUUCAUCGAAAACAAUUUAUCAUCCAAUACAUUUAGUGACAACAACAAUGACCGAUGAUAAUGAUGAUGAAAAAAAUGAAAAUGAUAAUCAACAUCAACAACAACAACAAUUAUCAUCAAUGAUGAAUAAUAAAUUAAAUUUAAAUUCACCAACUGCACCAUCGAAUGAUAUAACCAAAUCAUCAUCAUUAAUGCUUAAUCAUCAUAAUAAUCAUAAACAACAACAACAACAACAACAGCCGGAACAUGGAUCAAUAUGUUUAUAUUCGAAUUUACCAUUGCCACAACAACAACAACAACAGCAACAACCACCGCCACUACCACCAACGAAUCAAUUAUCAAGAAUUUCAAAUGGAAUCAUCGAUCAUGGUUCAUCAUCAUCAUCAUCAUCCUCGUCAUCAUCAUCGACAAUAAACGAUAAUGAAAUAACAACAACAACGAUAAAAACAUUACCACGUCCAGUACAGGCAUUAUCACCAAUUUGUACUGUUGCAUUUAUACCGGCCAUUUCACCACAACAACAACAUGAUGUAAUGAUUACGACAAUGGCAAAUUCAUCAAAUACGGAUAUUUCGAAAUCAACAGCAGCAACUACAACAACAACAACAUCCACCACCACCACCAACAACAACAACAACAUCACUGAAAUACCAAUAACAUCGACAUGCAAAGGUAAUAUUGUUGAAGUUGAUGUUGUUACUGUUGGUCAUUUUCAACCUGGUUAUGAAGAAACAAAACCAUUUACAAUGUCUGAUUUUUAUAAAUAUAGUCAACGUUAUCGUCAAUCACAACAGCAAAAACAUCAACAACAACCACAACAACAACCACACCAACAACAACAACAACAACAACCACAACAAUAUGAUAAUGUAUCAAUCGAUGAUAAUCAUGUGGAAAAUUCAAUUACCAAUCAAUCAUCUACAAUCAAUAAUAAUGAUGAUAAUAAUAAUAAUGUUGUAACCACGAUGGUGUAUUCUUAA